Molecule: messenger RNA, 921 nt
Organism: Nanorana parkeri
Lineage: Eukaryota; Metazoa; Chordata; Amphibia; Anura; Dicroglossidae
Gene: ZNF740
Product: zinc finger protein 740
Exons: 7
Coding region: 106-720 (204 amino acids)
Biological process (GO): regulation of transcription by RNA polymerase II
Cellular component (GO): nucleus
Molecular function (GO): DNA-binding transcription factor activity, RNA polymerase II-specific; RNA polymerase II cis-regulatory region sequence-specific DNA binding
Source: RefSeq, a predicted model, not a curated record
AUACGAGGCAAGUCGCGGAGGAACAGGGCUGUUAUGAACUAAUUGUGACAAGAGACUUCAGAACAGAUUUGUGGCCCUCUACAGAACAUUGACAAGUGAUUCAAGAUGGCUCAUUUACACAGAAACACACGCCGUCUGCUGGGCUGCGAGGGAAUAUCCGGUCUGAGUCUGCUGCAUUCGGCAGCGGGUAAGAAGCUGGGGAUGUUGAGUGCCAGUCUAUCACGUACUGUAGGGAGCGAUGAAGGUGAAGAUGAUGACGAUGAUGUGGAAGAUGUAACUGAAAUCUCAGAUACAGAGGAGUCGGAACAACGUAAAGAGACUUCAAAGCCAAUUCUUCUUAGAGAUCAGCCUUCUUUGGUUUCCAAAGCUAGCAAAACCCACAAGAAGAUGGUGCUAGCAGAGGAGAACAAUCCAUAUUCACUACAUAUACCCAAGAAUUUCAUCUGUGAGCACUGCUAUGGGGCCUUCAGGAGCAGCUACCAUCUCAAGAGGCAUAUAUACAUCCACACAGGAGAGCGCCCAUAUGAGUGUGACAUGUGUGACAUGAAGUUUAUUCAGAAGUACCAUCUGGACAGACAUAAACGGGUCCACAGUGGAGAGAAACCAUACCAAUGCGAGCGAUGCCAGCAGGCCUUUUCACGGACAGACAGACUUCUGAAACAUAAGAGGAUGUGUCAGGGAUGCCACACCAACAUUGGCGAGUCAGAGUAUGUGUUGUAGUGUAUUACUGUAUACCGGACGCCACGUGUUCUCUGCGUCAAGUAUGACUUUUCUGACUCAGGACUCCUAUCCUGUGUCCUGCUAUUUCAAGCAUCUGAAAAGACUAACCCAAAGCAAAGGGACUGAUAGUAAAGUGACAAACGUAUACCCAUAAUCCUCUGCAUUUAAUUCAAAAUACGUAAACCAUUGCAUAUGGCUAGU